Messenger RNA from Paralichthys olivaceus (Japanese flounder), 2027 nucleotides. RefSeq names its product mitogen-activated protein kinase 12a (gene mapk12a). Gene Ontology annotation, cellular component: cytoplasm; nucleus. The record is from RefSeq and is a predicted model, not a curated record. Lineage: Eukaryota; Metazoa; Chordata; Actinopteri; Pleuronectiformes; Paralichthyidae. Gene Ontology annotation, biological process: protein phosphorylation; intracellular signal transduction. Gene Ontology annotation, molecular function: ATP binding; MAP kinase activity.
AUGUUUGCUGCGCCGAGGACGCAGCUCUGAGGACUGGAACCUGCAGUAGCCAGACCAAGUCACACAGAGGACUUUGUUUAAGCUUCUCUACACCUGCCGACGCGUUUCUGUCUCACCCCGUCAGUCUGUCGUCUCAUGUUACUCACAUUCCAGUCGGCGUUUCACCUUUAAUUGUGAACCUUCAGCGGGAGUGGCUCCGGGUGACCUCAGGGUGCGGUGCGCCCUGAGCCGCUGCGCACUGGUGUGUGGGUGAGGGUGAGCGCAUAGGUGGGAUCUGAGACAAUGGGUGUGUAGCGACGGCGCAGGAAAACAAAAACCAGCCAAAGAAGAAGACGAAACCUGGACCUAACGCGGUUUUAGGGUUUUAACUUAAACAUGUCCAAGCGCGUCAGACCCGGUUACUACCGACAAGAAGUCAACAAAACCUCGUGGGAAGUGCCGGAUCGUUACCGGGAUCUGAGGCAGGUGGGGACCGGAGCGUACGGGACGGUUUGCUUGGCGGUGGACUCCAGAACAGGAGCCAAAGUGGCGAUCAAGAAACUGUACCGACCGUUCCAGUCCGAGCUUUUCGCCAAACGGGCCUACAGGGAGCUGAGGCUUCUCAAACACAUGAAGCACGAGAACGUGAUUGGCCUGUUAGAUGUGUUCACUGCUGACCUCUCCCUGGACAGAUUCCACGAUUUUUACCUGGUGAUGCCGUUCAUGGGGACAGAUCUGGGGAAGCUGAUGAAGCUGCAGAGACUGUCAGAGGAAAAAAUUCAGUAUUUGGUUUAUCAGAUGCUCAAAGGGCUGAAGUAUAUUCAUUCAGCUGGUAUAAUUCACAGGGACCUCAAACCAGGAAAUCUCGCCAUCAACCAAGACUGUGAGCUCAAGAUUUUGGACUUUGGUUUGGCGCGGCAGGCAGACAGCGAGAUGACUGGCUACGUGGUGACUCGCUGGUACAGAGCCCCGGAGGUCAUCCUGAGCUGGAUGCACUACACUCAGACUGUGGACAUUUGGUCUGUGGGCUGCAUCAUGGCCGAGAUGCUGCAGGGAAAACCUCUUUUUAAAGGCAGCGACCACCUCGAUCAGCUGACUGAGAUCAUGAAAAUCACAGGAACACCAACUCAGGAAUUUAUUUCAAAACUAGAAUCCGAGGAUGCUAAAAGCUACAUCAAAAGUCUUCCCAAAGUGGAAAAGAAAGACCUCCAGAAGGUGUUUUCCACAACUAAUCCACAAGCCGUGUCUGUGCUGGAGCACAUGUUGCUGCUGGACCCGCAGAGCAGGGCGACCGCUGCCGAGGCCCUCACGCUCCCCUACUUCACUGAGUUCAGGGAAACGGAGGAGGAGACGGACGCGCAGCCGUACGACCACUCGUUAGACCACACAGACCUGCCGCUGGACCAGUGGAAACGUCACACCUUCACAGAGAUCUUGACUUUCAAACCCGUUGUGCCCGAAUCCAAGGAAACCUCACUGUGAGACACAAAGCAGCUUGGGACCAAACCAUACGAACACGACUUCUUCAUCUUCAGUUCCAAACCUCUCUGAUCACAAGAAUUAAUGAAUGACCACAGACCCAGUUCUCCUCCUGCUGUGUCUCUGGUUACCUCGCUGUUUGUUGCCGUCAUCGCAAAACACCAAUUUCUUUUCUUUUAAGAUAAUAUCCAAGUACAACUUCAGUUUUCAGUCAGGCUGGUAUGUAAACGUACAUUGCUCCUUACCUGUGAAUCGAGAAAUACCAGUCGACACAGUUAACUUUAAAGAAAACAGAAAUUGUUGAAAAGACGUGUCGUCUCUAUGUGUCUGCUGUGACCUGGUCUCUCCUCGCAGUGGCCUUAAUGAUAAAGAUCUGCAGCUUUUGUGAAAUCCACCGCAGCAGGUUAUAGGUCUUUUUAAAUUUUAAACCAAAAACACAUGAGAUAAAUGUCAAGAUGUUGUUUUUUAUGAAACAGAAAGUUGCACAAAACCCAUUUUCUAUGUUGGCUCGUGAGUGAAUGUUUCUAACACCACCCCUGUAUUUUUUAAUAUUAAAGAUUCCCUUUGAA